GAGAGAGAGAUGGUGACUCCGAGACAGAGAGAGAGCUGGUGACUCCGAGACAGAGAGAGAGAGAGCUGGUGACUCCGAGACAGAGAGAGAGAGAGAGAGCUGGUGACUCCGAGACAGAGCACAACUGCCAGACUGAGUAAGGAUGUUGGGCCUCCUCCUGUGUGUGAGUUCCCUCCUCCUCCCCCUCCUCUCCCCCUCCCUCGCCCAGGGAUCAGGGCCGAGGGUGCGCCUGGCAGGUGGGAGGCGGGGCCCCAACGAGGGUCGCGUAGAGGUGUUCUAUAACGGGGCGUGGGGGACGGUGUGUGAUGACGAGGUGGAUAUUAACCUGGCCAACGUGGUGUGUCGAGAGCUGGGCUUCUCACGCAGUCUCACCUGGGCUCACAGCUCUAAGUUUGGGGAAGGACAAGGUCUGAUCUGGUUGGAUAACGUGCACUGCAUGGGGACGGAGCUCUCCCUGUCUGACUGUCACUCCAACGGCUGGGGGAUAAAUGACUGCACCCACUCUGAGGACCUGGGGGUCGUCUGUAGCACCCAGAGGAGGGUCGACUACUCCCCUAACCAGGUAGAGGGCUCCCCCACAUCCCUGGCCGCCCCAGUGGCCUCGGCCCGACCACAGAGGAUCCCCAACCUCUCCACACCGCCACGUCUAUCCACAGUCCAAGACAGGGUGGCCCCUCCUCCUCCUGCUCACAUCACAUCCCCCGGGAGAAGGGGUCAUGAGAUCGCCCUCCACCGCAACACCCCCAGAGGUCAGGGUCAAAGUUCACCGCAACAGCGUCGGGGUCAUGAUAUCCACUUGCGUACCCGGAAUGGCCAGAGUCAGGCGGGAGGGGAGGCCAGGACGAGACAGGAGAACCCGGCCGUGCCCCAGGGGCAUCAAAUCCCCCCCCGGCUGGGGAAUGGUGCAGCUUACAGGCAGGCCCAGGAUGUGGGGCGGACCGGACCACAGGCGGCCAGAUGGGAGGCAGAGAUCCCCAGGCAGCCCAGUGGGAACCAUGUUGAACCAGAGGCAGAAAUCACCAACAUGGACCUGGAGACAGUCAUCACAGACGGACAGGCGGCCAGUAAGGUGAGGCUGGAGGAGGUACGUCUCCGGUCUGUUCCCCCAGGCGUCCGUACCGGCCUGCUGUCAGAGGGAGUUUUGGAAGUGAAGCAUGCUGGGAGGUGGCGUCAUGUGUGCGACCAGGGCUGGGACCUCAGCGGCAGCCGUGUGGUGUGUGGCAUGCUGGGAUACCCCUCCGCCGAGGCAUACGACCACACCGUCUACAGGAAACUAUGGGACGCCAAGUUGGCAGAUCCCUCCACAAGACUAGCAGGUCUGUCCAGUAAGAAGGGUUACUGGGUAGAGCAGGUCAAGUGUUUGGGUACGGAGCCUGUUCUCUCCCAGUGCCACUCCCAGCUCUCCCUCCCCAGGAACCAGGUCACCUGUCAGGGGGGCAUGUACGCCGUGGUGCGCUGUGUACCUGGACACCAGUUCACACGCCUCUCCUCGGGGAGACCACCCGCUCCCCCCGACGUCCAGCUGGGGGUGCGUCUGAAAGCAGGCCCCAGGCUGGGGGAGGGCAGGGUGGAGGUACUGAGAGAGGGGAAGUGGGGGACCGUGUCGGACCACCUGUGGGACCUAAAGGCAGCCAGUGUGGUCUGCAGGGAGCUGGGGUUCGGAUCGGCCAAGGAGGCCCUCAACAAGGCCCAGCUGGGACAGG
Messenger RNA from Oncorhynchus gorbuscha (pink salmon), 1703 nucleotides. Its product is annotated as lysyl oxidase homolog 4-like. Gene Ontology annotation, cellular component: membrane. NCBI's taxonomy places the organism in Eukaryota, Metazoa, Chordata, Actinopteri, Salmoniformes, Salmonidae. Gene Ontology annotation, biological process: peptidyl-lysine oxidation. The record is from RefSeq and is a predicted model, not a curated record. The transcript is spliced from 7 exons. Gene Ontology annotation, molecular function: protein-lysine 6-oxidase activity. The annotation marks the transcript as partial.